Lepisosteus oculatus (spotted gar) is the source of this 4716-nucleotide messenger RNA. It is a transcript of the gene nus1, whose product is annotated as NUS1 dehydrodolichyl diphosphate synthase subunit. NCBI's taxonomy places the organism in Eukaryota, Metazoa, Chordata, Actinopteri, Semionotiformes, Lepisosteidae. The record is from RefSeq and is a predicted model, not a curated record. Gene Ontology annotation, cellular component: endoplasmic reticulum membrane; dehydrodolichyl diphosphate synthase complex. Gene Ontology annotation, molecular function: ditrans,polycis-polyprenyl diphosphate synthase [(2E,6E)-farnesyl diphosphate specific] activity.
UCUCGGCUUUUCUGAUCUGUAAUCGUUAUUCUGUGCUAACAGGGUCUCAGCUACCCACUCCUUCCAAUAGGUGGCGAUACUUGACAAACUUCACAGGUUUCUUUUCCACCCCUCUCAUCUCCUCUAUUACGUAACAGACGCAGGAUCCUAUCGCUGCGCUCCAUGUAAUAUUGCGGGUUCAGAGUUGAAAGGUGAAAAGUGUGAAAGAUGGCAGCCGGCGAGCUGAGGUGUUGGCAGUGAAUUACAUGGCAUCCCCCGAGUAGAUUUAUGUGCGUCUGUCACUUUAAGAAUUGGAAUGCAGCAAGGUGUGAUUUCUUGAGGCACAAACAGGUCCCUGGAACAUUUACGAAAGAUAGUACAAUGGCAGUAGUGUACGAGUUUGUGUGGAGAGUGCUGCACGCCCUUCUCCACCUCCAGCGAACGCUCCUCAGCUGGUUCCGAAUCCGAAUUUGGAACUGGAACUGGCGGCUGUGGAAGCGGGCAGUGGCAGCGGUCCUAGUGCCGGCAGUAUUCGGAUUCCAGAACCACAUCCACGAGAACAAGAAGCCGGUAGCCGGGACCGGCAAGAGGAGCAGCCGGCGGGUUCGCUGGCGAGCGGACGGGAAGUCUCUGGAGAAGCUCCCGCUGCACGUAGGUUUAUUGAUCGCAGAAGAGGAGCCUCGCUAUACAGACAUCGCCAACCUGGUGGUUUGGUGCAUGGCGGUAGGCAUCUCUUAUGUCAGCGUCUACGAUAAUCAAGGUAUCUUUAGGAGAAAUAAUUCAAGACUCAUGGAUGAAAUCCUAAAGCAGCAGCAAGAUCUAUUGGGUGUGGACACUUUAAAACCCUCUGUUGAGUUUUUAAAUAACAGUAAUGAGAAGCUGGACCACCAAGCCCUGUGGUGUCAGGCAGCAGUGAGGGUAUUGUCCCCAGACGAUGGGAAGCCCAGCAUAGUGAGAGCAGCCCAGCAGCUGUGCCAGUUAGUGGAACAGAAGGAGAGGAGGGCCGCAGAUAUAGACGUAAACAUGGUGGACUCUGUACUCAAAGGUGCAAAACAUAUACCAGAUCCUGAUUUAGUGCUGAAGUUUGGCCCGGUGGACAGCACGCUAGGGUUUCUUCCCUGGCACAUCAGACUAACAGAAUUUAUUUCUUUACCCUCCCACAUAAACAUCACAUAUGAGGACUUUUUCUUGGCGCUGAAGCGAUACGCUGCCUGUGAACAGCGUCAGGGGAAGUGACAGCCGGGGCUGCCAUGGGAACCAGGAUGCGAUACACACACAGAAAAAAGGGACCUGCCCUCUCUGGAUGUUUACAAGCACCCAAGAACAAAUUCCAGCCUCGUUCAGCACUUGCAUUUUUUAUUUGAGUUUCUCAAAGGAAGAUUAAUAAAAUGUCUUAUUACCUCUCUGCGGCUAAUGGGGUAUGUCUGUAGAGGCCUGAAGUUAAUUCAUGGAAAAUGUGACUUGGUUCUAGGGGGAGAGUCAAGCAGUUUGUUUGGUAUGGCUUAUGUUGUAAUGUUCAUUGUUAGGCACUGGGUUAGUAGUAUGGUGUAUCUGCUUUGUUUUUAAGUACGGUUUGGUUCAAACGUUUAAAAAAAUCUGUUGCCAUUCAAAUCUAUAUGGACCUAAAUUAUGUUUUCUUUACUUUAUGCACUAAAAAAAUACCUGGCCAAUUUACUUGAGUAGGAGACUUUGGAAAAUUCUAAAGUGCUAAAUAUUUUAAUUAGCUUGUAUUUUACUGCUGUUGCGUUUUCUUGGGUGAAUCAACAGGUGUUCAUGAAAGCAAUAGUAAGGAUAGGUGUGAGUUGCUGAAGAACGCACUGUCUAGUAGUGGAGUUUGAUGGAAGAUCAGAACAGUGCUUCUAUGGAGAAGCGUUUUGUAUGCAAAGCACAGUAGAUCCCAUGGCGUUUUUUUUAUUCUGUGGAGAGGCCGGUGCAGUGCAGUGCUGUAACCUGUUAGCUACGGCUAUGUGUGUUUAGCUAUGUGGGCGUACAGAAGGAUUUUCAGGGGCAUAGUUCAUAUGAUUUCAAUUACAGAUUUUAAUAUGAUUUGAGAAGUGAAGAGACUUGAAAAAAACAUCAAAGUGGAAAAGAUGCUUGGCAUAGAAGUCAUCAAAUGAGCAAUGAAUCCUGUAAAAAGCAACUAUUAUCUAUGACGCUGGUUUGCAUUUUGUGAGUUAUGGAUGAUUCAAUUAAAUUAUUGUUUUGCGAGACAGUCUGGGUACAGCCAGGAUUUAUUCUCCAUACGCAUUUAAAAUACAGUUACGUAGCUUCUUCCCUUUCUUCACAAGAACUUGGAAGACACAAUCAUUUAAGGAUACGUUUCCAAGCAGAGUGCAUAUCUCAGCUUCCUGUAAAAUUGACAGAAUAAGAUUUUAUAGUGGGUAUUGCUAUGAAAUGAAUUCCCACAUGAAACAUGCAUAAAAAUGAAAUUAAAAAAAUAUUUAAUAUUGUAGCUCGGAGGUUGCUGCAGAUUAAAUGCACCUCAAAACAGCUAAGGCUUGUAUUGCCCUACUCUUCUAUUAGCCUUUUUUUGCUCUUACAUAAAUACUUGAACUUCAUAUUUAUGUAAUUCCAGUAGUCUUCAUCCCAUCCUUUUAGACUGUUGAAGGUUAACACGUUUCUCCUGUUUCAUACAUCAGGGGAAAAAAAAAGUAUUAGAUUUUCAAUUUAAAUGUAUUUUUUUAUAAUCAUGAUUUACCCCUCUGAAGCUUUUUCAUGGGAUGUCCUGUAAUCUAUAUAGUGCACCUUAACUGAAUGAGGCAAACUUAGGCUGUAAAAGAAAUCGAGAAACUAGACAUUGCUGUCAUUUUUUAUAUUCAUUUUUAGGAAUUGUUUUGUCUGUCCGUCCAUGCCUUUAACAGUGAAAGUAAACAUAUUUUUCAAGACAAUUGCACUAGUGAUAGAAAAUAUUAAAAGCGGUGAUCAUUGAAAUCCAGCAUGUUAAAAGGUUUUUAUUUCUAUGUUUUUGGAAAGGUUUUCUCUUAGGUCCACAAAACCUGAAAGGUUUGGUAUCACAUUUUCUCUAAUACUGUGACCAUUUUAUUUUGUUUCACGUGAGCACACAUUUUCAAAAUUCAAAUUUGAAAUUGAAAUGUAGUCCUGUUAAAUUGAACUUAAUAGCAGUUGACCAUUUUUAUAUGAUGUUUUUUUUAAUUAACAUUUUUCUUUCACAAAUGUCAAUGACAAACAGUAAAGCCUUCACACCAUGCUGCUAAUACCACUAAUUGAUGGAUCAAAUACAGAAAGAGGAAUUUUUCUACGCUUUAUCUGUUCUUGUGGAUUUGUGCAGGAAAGCUAGUUUAGAAUUGCCCUUCCUCAGUUUUCGUGAUCUUCACCAGUAUCAUUUAUCAAGAAUGUAAAACCAACUUAUUUUUUCCUUUACUACUUUAAAGGUAUUUCUUUAAACCAUUUCUUUGAGAUUGAGGUUUAAAGUUUGAAAGAUACUUCCAAAUAGGCAUCCUGUAUAAUGUUAUUUACUUGUCUUUUGAUUCUUUGUAGAACUGUAUAUUCUCUGAUGUCUGAUGUCUUUGGAACAUGGCACUGCUGGUAUGCUUGGCCAUGUGACUGAUCCAGCAUUUUACAGCUCAGCAGUUACAGUAUUUCACUUCUUUCUAUUUCAAUGCCAAACUGACUGGAGGAGCUGAAUAACCAUUUAUGUGGACUAUGUUGCUCCCGGUUUCGAAAGUAUUCUCUGUUACAGUAAAUAGAUGGAGCUACUGUAUGCAGUAAAUUAAUCAUUUCUUUAUGCAACUAUAAAGUAAAGGAAUGCAUGAGAGAUUAAUGGGAAAAAGAACAUUGCACAAAUUAUAAAAGAUAAAACUGCAGGUGUACGUGAACUGCAGUUCAGCUUGCACAUCAGGUUCAUAAAUAUUAGAAAAAUGGUAUAUUGUAUUGAAAGUGUUUAAUUUAAUCUAAACACUUGAAACAAAUCUGAGCCGCUUAUACUUGCAGAUAAAAAUGCCCUAUUUUCUCCCCACACUACAACAACAUAAGGAAGGUUACGAAAAAGAGGAAGCCUUUAAAUUAAUCUAGCUUGAUUAAUUGUAGUUAAGUGAAUUGAGGCAGUUGUUUCUAUAGAUAAUUUCAGAUUCUUCAGUGAUUAGAAUAUUUUGCUUUAUAGAUGUUGAUCUUGGAUCCCAAGCAGAAUUAUAAUUUCACACCAGAUACACUGAAGUGGCAGUACCUUAGUUCUCUGUUCACUUGUGCUCUUUAGAUUCCUGUUCUCAUACUACUUACUGAUAAAACAGUAAGAAGUGAUUGUUUAAUGGCUGUUAUCUUUACAGCGCAAAUUGUAAAGGUUCCAGAGGCAGCUAAUGUUUAGAUGAAAUACUACAAAAUAUCCAGUCCGAUUAAUCAUUUCUUUUGUACAGUCCAAUGACAUGGUGUGAUGUGUUGCUUCUGUCAAUGCAAGAAUAUCACUGUCCAUGAUGGGGGAGGGGGAUGAUUUGUAAAAAAUCCAGAAUAGAAAGGGGAUGAUUUUAACUGAACCUUUGACAUCAGCUAGUGCAGUUAAGAAUGUCUUCAAAUUCAUCGGAAACAUGCUCAGGUCACCGUGACAUGUUGCUCUGAGGAUGGUAUGCCCCCGUCUGUUCGUUUUCAGUGUAAUCAAAUUGUGCCUCUACUCAUGUUGUUAAUGUUGAAAGAUACCUCAGAUAAUUUUUGUCUCAAAAUAUUUGCGUAAUGUUGUAAGUCUGUUUUAAAAAAAAAUACAAUAUAUGGUGUGAUGUUGGAGCUGUA